Molecule: messenger RNA, 1033 nt
Organism: Amblyraja radiata (thorny skate)
Lineage: Eukaryota; Metazoa; Chordata; Chondrichthyes; Rajiformes; Rajidae
Product: RLA class I histocompatibility antigen, alpha chain 11/11-like
Exons: 7
Coding region: 80-964 (294 amino acids)
Source: RefSeq, a predicted model, not a curated record
GUAUCUGAACCUCCCGUCUCAGUUCAUUCACUUUCCCAGUCGAUUCAGGCUGGUCGAGAAUCCUUUGCUUCUCCUGAAGAUGAGAGGGAGUUUCGUGGCCAUUCUUCAUACGUUUGUUUCAAUCGUAGAUGCGCUUGCCAGCAAUCAAAGUGGCCUGCAUGUUAUGCACCAGUUCUGCGGCUGCAGCCAGCGGGGUGAGCAGACGGUCGUGUCUUGGGUGGACGGCUACGAUGGGGAGACAGUCCUUUACUACCAGCUGGGCAACAAGUCGUUCGUUGCCACCCAGCCCCACGCCCAGUCGCUGGUGAACGGGCGCAACGCCAUCCCCCAGUUCGUGGAGGCCGUCCCCCAACUGGUGUCCAAUCUCUGUGACAAAAUCAAACGCCUCGCUGCCCUCACCAACGUCACCCAGGAGAGGAGAGCUCCAACCUACACCAGGGCUUACACCCGGAGGAGGCUGGCACAAGACUACCUGGUGUGCCGGGCGAGUGGGUUCUUCCCCCGAGACGUCAACGUGAGCUGGGUCAGAGACGGAGAGGUGGUGGAGAAGGGGCAGGAGACGGUACACAUGGUCCCUCAAAGGGACGGGACUUUCCAAGUCGGGAGCGUGCUCCCGCUAAACGGCCAUCGCGGGACGUACGUCUGUCAAGUGGAACACGAGGCCCUCAAGGGGAAGCUCUUCAUACCUCUAGAACACAACCUGGCAGUGUCGAAUGAAGCUUUGAUCAUCAUCGGAAGUGUGAUGGGAAUACUGGGAAUCUCCGCAUCGGUGGUGGCCAUGGUGAUUCAUUGCUGGCUCUUACAUGGUGGAACGAAGUCAGGUGUUACUCCAACAGUAGGCUUUAAUAAGGAGACUGGGUUAUGCCGAACCUACACAUGCGGUGGGAGUGUGCACUCCAACACGUCCAACAGCUCAGAUUCCAGCGGAGAUUCAGCUGAUGGAUUGACGAAAUCUUCGGCGUAAGGUACAUUCGGUCAGUUUUAUUCUUGCUAUUGAGGGAGCCCAGCGUAGGUUCACCAGGUUAAUUCCCGG